Linum tenue is the source of this 336-nucleotide messenger RNA. The record is from the annotation of a GenBank genome assembly. NCBI's taxonomy places the organism in Eukaryota, Viridiplantae, Streptophyta, Magnoliopsida, Malpighiales, Linaceae.
AUCAGCCGGUGCCAAGAUGUUUCUUAUCUGUCAACAUUCAGAAGAAAAACUGGCGUUCGCACUUGCUGUAUUACAUUCUGAGGGAAGAAACACUGCAUACAAAUGGAAACAAAGGUGUUUAGAAACGUGCAAAAGGAACACUCCGCAGUGAUGGUGAAGAAAGGAAUCAAGAACAAAAGGAACACUUGCCAGUGAUGGUGACAAACUUCCAGUGCAAGACAAAGGCAAGUUCUUUGCAGAUCCCUGCAAAACAAUGUAAUUAUUGAAUCAUAAAUUAUUAUCUUAUCCGAACUGAAAAUGACAAAGUUUACUGAAAAUCUGAUAGAGAUAAGCAGC